This is a messenger RNA of Penicillium verhagenii, 2541 nucleotides long. RefSeq names its product putative RNA-binding protein (Nab3). Lineage: Eukaryota; Fungi; Ascomycota; Eurotiomycetes; Eurotiales; Aspergillaceae. The record is from RefSeq and is a predicted model, not a curated record. Gene Ontology annotation, molecular function: RNA binding. Bases 1 to 2541 code for a protein of 846 amino acids. The transcript has 4 exons.
AUGACGCCAAGUUCCCCCGAUGAAGCGCUUCAUUUUCGCGGCAAGACACUGACUCCGGAAAGCCCUCGACCGUUGCAUAUCCCGGAGCCUUCGAAUAUCCCCGUUUUGCAAAACCAAAUGGACCCUGUCUUCAACGAUACCUCAACUUAUGAACGCGCGGUAGAUUUCCAACCCCAGAGAGAAGAUGGAUGGUUCGCGGAGGGACAGGGGCGUGGCCUAGCACAUACCCAGGAUUCAGCUAGCUUGCAUGGUGCUCAGCCAGGGAACCCUGCGAACCCUGUGAUGAAUGAUAUGGCUGUUUCGGCGGACUUUUACCAUUCCUAUCCAUCUACUUUGCAAUCCGGAGAGGUGAAUGUGAACCAGAGCGCCCAUGCCCAGACCCAUGCGCCUCCGGUUGUGCCGGUCCAGCCAGCCUUCGCCACUACCAGUGGAGUAGACAAUGCCGGCAACUCAGGCGAUUUGUCCCGAUUGCCAGAGCACCUAGAUGAUGGGCAAGGACGUACAGGUUCAAGCACCACCGGUGUCAAUUUCCAGACUUUGUUGGACAACCUCUCUCACAUCCCACCUUCAGACUUGGCCUCCGGGGCUGCUCCCUUAGCGGGAAGCUCGUCUCUCCACCAAGCACCCAAGGACGACCAUCACCACACCCAAGGCGUCUCUUUGCAACCCCUUCAAGACCAUUCUGCCCAGACCGAAUAUAACCCAAAUUAUGAAGGGACAUACCAGCAACACCCUUCUGCCCUUGCCACACCCCCGGCCCAUCCUACGCAACCCAGUAACAAUGCCCAAUCAUAUGCCCAGUCCAUGGCACCGGGCGGAGCACCAGGAACCGCCCCGGGUGCUGGCUCCAUACCUCCCCCACCCAUUGCCAACUUCCAAACUCCCUCAUCGGGCGGAGAGUCCCAAACAUCCCAGGAAGCUCCACAGGCGUCAAAGAAAAGUCGUAUCGAGAGGCAGAUAGGGCGGCUCACUAAGGGAAUGGAUGAUGAUGCGCCAUGGGGACCAGAAGUCCAGAAAAAAUACGAUGAAUUCCUCCACGAUGAAAGAAUUUAUGUGACAGAAGGUCUCUGGGAUCGAUUUCCCAUGGGAUCUCGAUUAUUUGUUGGCAAUCUACCCACCGAAAGAGUCACCAAGCGAGAUAUGUUCCACAUCUUUCACCAAUACGGAAAGCUUGCCCAAAUUUCCAUCAAACAAGCCUACGGUUUUAUACAAUUCCUGGAGGCGGAUUCUUGUCAUGCAGCAUUACAGGUGGAACAGGGGGCCGUGACCUGGAGAUUUCUAAACCUCAGCGGAAUUCCCGUCCCGCGCCCGCGGAGCCAUCUCGCGCGCCCCCUCCUCGACGUUCAAGAUCACCAGAAUUCAGCCGGGCUGGUCCCGCGCGACCCAAUCCACGUGCGCCUAGUGAUCGAUAUGACCGGUCUUAUGAACCCCGAAUCCCCUUCAGCGAUUUUCGGGAUGAGCCUUCAAGUCGCCGCCGUGAUGGUUAUCGACCUGCACGGUCGCCUUCCCCCCGACCUCGACCCAGAGACGGUUAUCGAUCUCGGGAUAGAACGCCAGAGCGAUUUGAUCGCCGUGAGCGUCGGCGUUCCCGCUCCCCUAGAUCCCGGUCUCCUCGGUCCCCCUAUUCCAGAGAUCGGCGAUACCGCAGCCCGAGCCCCAGACCUCGAGGCACUUACGAAGGAGAAUCCGACUUACCGGUUCCUCGAAGGGCCCCCCGUGACGUACCUGAGGUCCAAGUUCUCGUUCUUGAGGAAAUUGACCGGUACGAAUUUCGUGCUUCAUGUGGAAAACGCCUUUCGCAAUCGGGGCUUGCGAGUAGAUGUCCUUGUGCUCGGUCCCCGUAUUCCUCUUGGUGCGGCGGUCCAUCGCCAGUACGUUGAAGGGGUUCUGGCAGUUGUCAGGCUCUCUCGCCCCAAUCAAUUCUCUCGCAAAAUUCCUCUUCAAAUUUUCGAACGAACCCCAGGUUCAAAAAGUGUUCGCUUCAGUGACUACCCUGAGGUUGACCCGAACAUCGCGGCUGAGGUCAUGUUUCAUCAAGCUCAAUCGAUGCAACGCGGCCCUCCCCUUAACUCCUUCCCUCCCAAUCCUGCUUUCGGGGUGGCCCCUUUACCUGCACCGGCUGUGCCGGUGCCUCACCCUGGCCUACCCGCAUUGUCCAAUCCCCCCAACAUUGCGAACCUGAUUGGCUCACUGGACGGAGCUAGCCUUCAAAAUCUCCUGUCGGCCCUCCAACGUCCGGCACCUCAGUCCCAGCCUGUCUCGGCUACUCAGUCGCCAUAUGCUUCCCCCAACCCUCCACCUCCUGCCGAUCUGGCCACUCUCUUGAACAAUGCAGCUCGACCACCUCCGAUCAUGCAGCACCCACAACAACCACUUCCUUCCCCAUAUCAUCUACAGCCCCCCAAUGGGCCCGUCAUCUCCGAUCCUCAUUUGCUGUCCAUCCUAGCUAAGGGGCUCGGUGGUCAACAGCCACAGGGUCAACCGGCCGUCGGUUCUAAUGUACAAAACCUGAUGAACCAGUUGGCCAAGUGGAAACAAUAA